Messenger RNA from Enhydra lutris kenyoni (northern sea otter), 895 nucleotides. Its product is annotated as potassium channel tetramerization domain containing 6. Lineage: Eukaryota; Metazoa; Chordata; Mammalia; Carnivora; Mustelidae. Gene Ontology annotation, molecular function: cullin family protein binding. The transcript is spliced from 3 exons. Bases 133 to 846 code for a protein of 237 amino acids. The record is from RefSeq and is a predicted model, not a curated record. Gene Ontology annotation, biological process: ubiquitin-dependent protein catabolic process; protein homooligomerization.
GCCGCCGCUGGGCGCAGGCUCGCUCGUCCUCGCGCUCCUGCUCUCCGGCAGCCGGCAUCUCCCGGCCGGGCCGCUGCCGCCACCGCGCAUUUCCCUGGAACCUGGGCUCCCCAAGACGCAGCGCUGGAGCAGAUGGAUAAUGGAGACUGGGGCUAUAUGAUGACUGACCCAGUCACGUUAAAUGUAGGUGGACACUUGUAUACAACGUCUCUCACCACAUUGACGCGUUACCCGGAUUCCAUGCUUGGAGCUAUGUUUGGGGGGGACUUCCCCACAGCUCGAGACCCUCAAGGCAAUUACUUCAUUGAUCGAGAUGGACCUCUUUUCCGUUAUGUCCUCAACUUCUUAAGAACUUCAGAGUUGACCUUACCCCUGGAUUUUAAGGAAUUUGAUCUGCUUCGGAAAGAAGCAGAUUUUUAUCAGAUUGAGCCCUUGAUUCAAUGUCUCAAUGACCCCAAGCCUCUGUAUCCUAUGGAUACUUUUGAAGAAGUUGUGGAGUUAUCUAGUACUCGGAAGCUUUCUAAGUACUCUAAUCCAGUAGCUGUCAUCAUAACACAGUUAACCAUCACCACCAAGGUCCAUUCCUUACUAGAAGGUAUCUCAAACCAUUUCACGAAGUGGAAUAAGCACAUGAUGGACACCAGAGAUUGCCAGGUUUCCUUCACUUUCGGACCCUGUGAUUAUCACCAGGAAGUUUCUCUCAGGGUCCACCUGAUGGAAUACAUUACAAAACAAGGUUUCACGAUCCGCAACACCCGAGUGCAUCACAUGAGUGAGCGGGCCAACGAGAACACAGUGGAGCACAACUGGACUUUCUGUAGGCUGGCCCGGAAGACUGAUGACUGAUCUCAAAGCCCGGGAGGAGUUCCUGGAGACUGACUUUCCAGGACAUGGA